Messenger RNA from Paramecium sonneborni, 9507 nucleotides. Lineage: Eukaryota; Ciliophora; Oligohymenophorea; Peniculida; Parameciidae. The record is from the annotation of a GenBank genome assembly.
AUGACUCCAUCAUUACCAAUAGAUCUGGCUGAAACAAAUGAUAAAGACUUAAAACCUCAAAAUUACAUCCAUAAUAAUUAAAUAAGAUCAGAGAUUUGUUAAAAUAUUCAAUAAACAGAAAUACAAAACUUAUUUAUGUUUGAUAUUAUUCCUAGAUUAAGAGGAGGAGGUUGUGUAGCUACAAAAAAUCCUUUGAAUUAAGUAACAAAAUUAAAUAAUAAACUUCCAAUUAAUUUUUCCUCAAAUAUCAAAGAUCACACCAAUAUUAUAUCUAAAAAAUCUUCAACUUUUUCUGAUAAAAUAAAUUAAGAUGAAAUAUUGUCAUCAUUUUAAUGGUUUUACAAUCAUAAAGAAUAUUUUUAAAUUCUUUGUAAUGAUGAUUAAUUAAAUUAAAUAUAUUAUCAACUCAUUGAGACAUGUGCAGAAAUAUUAUUAAAAUAGUUGAUAAUAUAUAUAAGACUUUCGGGGUUUUUGUUUUAUUAAUUGCUAGAUAUAUGUAAUGAUCUAUUUAGAGUCAUAUUUUCUUUUUAAUUAAAGAAUGAGGAUAGGUAUAUGUAAGAAAGUUUAAAGCAAAGUCUGCUUGAAAUAAUAUCAGAAAUAGAAUCAUAAAUCAGUGUAGAAUCAAUAAAUAUAUGGAAAAAUGGAGUCGAAUUUGAACUUUAAUUGAUUAAGACAUGUAUUGCUCAUUGUAGAACUAAUUCUGAGAAGGAAAAAGAAUUAGUAAUUGCCAUAGUAUGUGGAGUAGCGAGUUCAAUUUCUUAGUUAUCUCCAAGUGCUGAAUUAAUUGAUGCUUUAAUAGAAGCAGGCAAGUAUUUACUUCUAAAUUUUUAUGAUAAGUAAAUUUAGCAUCCACUUCAAAAAUAUGAAAUAUACUACUUUUUUGAAAAUUUAAAAUGGUCGAUAAUUAAUUAAUUGAAACUUGGGUAUUCUGUAUAAAAAACAAUUAACACUGUUUUGGAUGGAUUUAAUUUAUAUAUAAAGCCAUCUAAAGAUUGGAUGAUACAUUUUUGUUGGGUUAAAUUUAUAUCUGAUUUGAUGUCUUAUAGACCAAUUGUAAACAAAUUUUCACUUAAUCAAACUUAAAAUUCUAAUUAACUAAAUUGGAAUGAAUUAAUAGUUUCAAAUUAAAUUGUAUAAUUACCUUAUGAUAAAGCAUCAGGUAAACUUCAAAUUUUUGGGAAAAAAAAUAACCUCAAUUUGAAAGAAUUUCGAUAAUUAAUACUAUUUUAAGAAUAUUUAUUAGAUAUUUAAGAAAAAUUUUAAUUGCUGCCCUCUUAUUCAAUAUUUUAAUUUAAUAAGCCAAAGGGAGAAUUAGUUAAUGAUUAGGACUUAAAUAUUAAAAAGUUAAUAAGUGAAUCAAAUUUGGAAAUAGUAACAAUAUUAAAUGAUAAUUUAAAAUCUUCAAAGGAUUAAUUAAUUAGUCUUUUUGAAACUAUAAUUUAAUAAUUUACACCAAAUAUUUAAAAAAUCUAAUCAAAUCUAAACAAUUAAAUAUCAAAAGAUGAUAUUAAAUAUACAAUUAAGUAGAUUAAAUUAUAUAGCUAAUCAUUUGUGUAUAAUUUAUAUGAAUUAAAUAUUAUAAUAAAUUAAGAAAGAUAAGCUAUUGAAAUAAUUCAGAAUAUAUUAAUUUAAAAUAAAUAAUUUUUUAAAGAAAAGAGUUUAGCAUAUUAAAUUUCAAUAAUAUAAAUUAUUAAAGAAUUGGAAUAAUAAUAUGAAUAAAAAUAUAUAAUUAACUUUAAAAAAUUUCCAUUGUAUUUAAUCUAAAUAUUCCACAUAUUGUCAAUAUAUUAGGAUGAAGUGAAUUCCACAAAUUUUAUGUCUGAAACAUCAAAUAUUAGAAUUCAAGAAUGUAAAUUUGAUUAAUAAUAACUUUAAGAGGCAUUAACAAUUUUUGUUAAUUAUGUUGAUAAGUAUAUCAUUUAAUAAAAAUCAAUUAAACGAAAAUUUUUAAAAAUAUAUGAAUCAAAAUAAGUUAAUUUAUUUUUAUAAGAAAGAAUUUCAUAAAGAUUUCAAUCUUAGAUACUAAUUAAUAUAUAUAAUUUCUACUUUAUUUAAUAAUUAGGAGGUGAAUUUGUUGAGUAUUAUAACAAAUGCUUUAUUCAACAAAAAGAAUUAUCCUAAAUUGAUCUCAGAUAACAUAGAAUAGUGAGCAAGUAAAUUAUAAUGAUUUUACAACUUUUAAAGCAAUUAUUAGCUCUUAAAUAAAAAAAAGUUGUCUCAUUAAAUACUUCAAAAGAUAACGAAAAUACAAAAGUGAAUAUCCAAUAAUAGGAUCAAAUAAAAGAUUAGCAAAAUAUUAAAACUUUUUUAGAAAAGAUAAUAAUUGAAAAAAGAACAUUAUUAUAAAAAUUACAUGAUAAAUUUGGGGUUAAAAUAUAAAGUGAUAUUCACUAAGUAGAUUUUAAUGAAAUUAUAAUAUCAUUAGAUGAUGGGAUUGAUUUAAUUUAUAAGUAAAAUUGGUCUGAAGAAUUUAAAAGCAAGCAUAUCUUGAAAUUCAAGGAAAUUAAAAAUAAACUAUAGAUACUUUAAUUGCUAAAACGUAAUUAAUAGUCAUUUAUCAUGGAAAUAAUAUGUCUUUUCAAUAAAUAAUUGGAAGAAAUAAGAUAAGAAGAAUAAUAAUAAUAACAACUAGUUUAGAUAGAAUUGUUAAGUAUAACAAAUAAUGACAUUCAAUAAUUAAACAAAUAAUUUAAAAUAUAAGAUUGUAUAAUUUCUGAAAAUCUUUUUAAUUGGGAUUCAUCUAUAUCUUAAAUAUAAUAGUUAAUUUAGAAUUUCAAAUAAAUAAACAAAAUUAUUGAAUAAAGAAAUGAGAAUAUAUAAUUAACUUAAGUUUAAUUUCAAAAACCAAUAAUAGAAUUCACGAAUGAUACAUUUAAUUAAAAUUAUUUUGAAAUAUAUUCUGAUUUGAGGAUUGAAUUGAUUAAUCUUUUAAGUAAGAUAGCUGAAUCAAAGUAGAUUGUUUUCAAUGAAAAUUUUUUAACAUAAUUAUCAGAAAAUCCUUGCAUUGAUUAAAAAACAACCAUAUAGAUUAUAUCUGAAGGAUCCUCCUUUCUCUACUAGAAGAGUAAUAAUACUAAUUAAGAAUUUAUUAUUGACAAAGCAUAUACUUUUAUGCUCUAAAAUUUAAAGAUAGAAAAUAAUGUCUCAGGAAAUGGUUUUCUUGCAGAAUCUUCAUAUAAAGUUAGAGAAGCAGCAGUAUUCAAUCUAAUUAAGAUGUAAUCAUUUUUGCAUGAACCUAUAAUUUAAGAAUUUUGCUAAUCACUCUUGAAAUAGAUAUGGACUAUCGAAAAAGAUGCCAGUGUAAGAAGUAUUUUAAAAAAUAAAGAGAUGAUUGAAAUGUAGAAAAAAUUAUUUUCACAAGAUCUUGCUACAUUUUCAAAUAAAUUGAAGAUAGAAAUGCAGAAAAGAUUGAAGAAUAUAGAGCAAUUAGAAACUUAAGUUUUAAUCAGUGAUAAUUAAGCAAUAAUGAAGAAUUAACUUUAAUAAGCUUAUGAAGAUUUUGAAAACUAUUUAGAUAAUGUUAUGGAUAUGUCAUAAAGAAUGGAUAUCAGUCUCAUUUUUUUAAGAGAAAUUAGCAAAGAUCUAAAGUCAAUUAAAUCUUCAAUUGAUUAAGUACUUUCAAGUGUUAAAGGAAUAGAAGAUGAUGUUCGAAGAUUGAGUGGUAAAAAUUAUGUUUAACUAUUAUAAAUUAGAAAAGAAAAAAUAUUGAAAUAAAAAAUGGAAGCAGAAUUAGAUUAAGUUCAUAUCUAAAUUAACACUUAAGAAUAUGACUCUGUCACAGGAAGGAAAAAAGAAAGUAUUAAUGGAGUAUUUACAUCAUAUUUAUUAAAAUCAAAAUAUAAUAAUUUUUAAGGAGAAAUCAAUGAAUUUUUAUGGUGUGAAAAUGAAAGUCAAAAAGAUGUUAUGCUUCUAAAAGGAAAAGCAGGUUCAGGUAAAAGUAGAGCAUCAAGAAAUAUAGAAGAAUUUCUUUGGUUGAAUGAUUCUGUUCUUCCUUAAUGGAUUCCAAUCUAUGUUUCAUUACCAUCUUUGAAAGAUCCAAUGCAUAAUUUAUUAGAAUAAGCCUUAGAAUCUCAAAAUUAUAAUUUUGAUAAGAUAUAAAUUAGAGAAUUUAAAGAAGCUGUAUUUAAUGGAAAUCUAAAAGUUAUAUUGAUCUUAGAAAGCUAUGAUGAAAUGAAAUUCCAAUGCAUUUAAUCUAAUUUAUAUUAAACAAAUAGAUUGGCAUAAGAUUUAAAUCUUCAAAUUUCAGGAAAAAAUGUAAAAUUAAUUAUAACUACAAGAGAAGAAAUUUUAACAUCAAUUGGAUAUUAAACAUGGUUUUAUGGUAAGAGUAUUGAUACUUUAAAAGAAGUAGAAAUACUACCAUUUACAUAAGAAUAAAGCUCAGAAUAUAUUAGGUAAUAUUGUGAAGUCAGUGUUAAAAGAGCUAUUAAAAGAUUUUAUCAAUUUUUUAAAUAAUUAAGGGGAUAAACUAUAUCCAUCAAUGAAUUCAAAUUAAUAUGGAGUCCUUUAGAAGAAGAUAUUAACAUAAUUAUUAAUUAAAAAUAAACUUAAGAUUUUUUAUUCAAUCCCCAAGAUGUAGAUAAAAUUAUUAUAAAACUAUAAGCUAUUGAAUUUUUUAAUCAUAUUCGAAUAGAUUAAAUGAUCUCAUUGAAAAAAGAGCUUCUUAAAUUAUGGGGAUAAUAAAAAUUUACAACAGUAAUUAAAAAUGUGAAUAUAAAUCAUUUUAUGAGUACUCCAUUUAUGAUGGAAUUGAUUGUCUAUGUAUUACCUAAGAUGACUUUGAUAUUCUCAGAGCCUAAUUAUUUAAGAGACACCUUAAAAAAAUAAUAUUUAAAAUUACAAAAAGAAGCCUAUUUGUAACACUAAUUAAUAAAUUAUUAUAAGACUUAAUAAGAAUAAACAGAAAAUUAGGAAGAAUUUUUUGAAAUAAUCAGAUUUUCAUAAAAAUAGAUAGAGUCUUAAAAUUUGUUAGAAUAAUUUUAGAUAAUAGAAAAUGAAUUAGAUAAUUAAAAAUUUUUUGAAAAUUUUUCAAUGGAUUAUCCAAUAGAAUAUUUGGGUCCUACUAAAAUAAUUUCAAGACAAGUUUUUAAUGUAACGAAAGAUGCAAAUUUUAUUGUUGGAGCAUUUAAACUUAAUCAAUUUACUGCAUAUGACUUUUAUGAAACAUUUGUAUCAUUUUACCAUAUUCAACAACUUUAAAAUUAGAAGGACUUAGGGAAAACAUUUAAUUAUGAAACUACCUUAAAUGAUUUACAAGAUUUUUCUUUAUUUUUAGCUCUUGAUAUGACUAAGAAUUAACUUACUUAAGUGAACUACAAGUAAAAAGGUAAAUUGUAACUAGAAGAAAACUUUAAGUAGGGACAAAAUUAAAAUUCAUGGGAAGAUUACUACUUUGAUGAAAAUUAAUCAAAUUCUGAAUAUUGUAAUUUCAUAAAAAAGUGUAUAUUAUUAACCUCGAAAGGUAGCAUAUAUACUUUUAAUCAUAAAUCAAUAUAAGAGUUUUUCGUAGCUAAAUAUAUCUUAACUUUGCUUGAAACAAUGUUUGAAGAAAAGGAUAUUCAAAUUGUAGGUAAACAUUUAUAAAAUAGUCGAUUUAAUGCAGAUUAAUUUAACAUAUCUUAAGAACAUUAUUCAGGUUCAAUAGAAUUAUUAAAGCCAAAGUUGAAUACUAUUUCUAAUAUUAAGGAUAAACUACUUUAAAUUACGCAAUUAUCGAAUACAAAUAGCCAAUAACAACUAAUUAGAACAGCAUCAAAUACAAUAUAUCUCUUAAGUUCUUUAUAAGAAAAUUUAAAUAAUAUAGAUUUAAUGAAUGUUACUCUAUCUGAUACAAAAUUAAAUAAUCUUAAUUUUUUUAAUUCUAAUUUAAACUAAACUAAAUUCAGGAAUGUAUCAAUUUCAUCAUGCAAUUUCACUUGCACAACAAUUGAAAACGCUAAGUGGGAAAAUAUAAUUUGUAACGAGAAAUAAACCUUAAUUGGUCACAAACAAUUAAUAAAAAGUCUAUUUUUCUCUAAAGAUGGAAAAAAAUUAAUCUCAGGGAGUUUAGAUGGUACAGUUAAAAUUUGGUAAAUCUAAGGUGAUAAAGAUCCAAUAACUUUUUAAUUUUCAAAUGAUUAAUAAGUCCUUACUGCUUCAUACUCUGAAGAAUAAAAUAUUCUAGCAUGCUUAACUACAUAAUCCAUUUAAAUAUUAAGAUGCGAUGAUCUUGUCUUGGAGAAGUUAAUUCCCCUAUAAAAUUAUUAAUAUACUACUAUUAUACUAUCUCCUAAUACAUAAUAUAUAGUUGCAUAAAAUAUUAAUUCUGUCUACAAUAUUUGGAAAACAGAAGAUUUAUAAAUAAAUCCUAACUCUAAGAAUUAUUAGUUAACAGUUUCAUCAUAAAUAAACUGCACUUAAGUUUCACAUAAUGCAAAAUUAUUAGCCAUAGGCUGUUCGGAAAUCUUAAUUUUUUCAAUUAGAGCAUUUUAAGAUUAUUAAGAAAUUACAAAAUUACCAUUUAAAACUUAUUCAUUAGCAUUUUCUAAUGAUGAUUAAGUACUAGCUGCAGGAGUAGAUUUACAAAAAAUUAAUUUUUGGAGUUUGAAGAAUAUCAAUAAUUUUGAGUUACUGUUAUCUGUAUAAGUAAUAGAUAUUGUCAAUAAACUGUUGUAUUCUUAUGAGAAUAAAUACUUGAUUUCCAGAACAUAAUAUAAAAUUUUCCUAUAUGAAAUUACAAAAGAAUAGUAUGCUUUAGAAAGUAGUGAAAAAAUAAUUCAUUAAGAAUUUGCCAAAUGCUAUGAUUUAGAACUUAUAAAAAGUUCUAAUUAUAUUGCUAUUUGUACUCCUAAGGGAACUAUUAUAAAAUAAUUAAACAAUAAUCAAACAAUAUAAAAAUUGGAAGAAUCAUAAUCCUGCCAUUCAGUUUUAUAUAAUUCAUUGGAUGAUUUAUUGAUAAUUGGUUUAAAUUAUAAACUCAUUCUUUACGAUAUAUAAAAUAUAGAGAAGAUCAAUAAAAUUAAAGAGAUUCCAUUGCCCUUUGAUCCUCUAUAAAUAGUUUAAUUUAAUAAUUCAAAUUAAAUCAUAAUUAGGAGUGAAUAAUAUGUAUCAUUACAUACUUUAGAUGAUAUCAAUUCUUAUAAGAUGUUUUAACUAUAAAAACCAAAUAAAAAUUUCAUUUUAAUAAAUUCUGAAUAUUUCAUAAUAGGCAUAGAUAAAUUAGUAUAUACUUAAUCUCUUCUUAGCGACUUUGUGAAAGUUUACAAUUUCAUAGAUUAUCAUAGUGUUUCUUUAUGUUAUUUUUUCUUUUCUCCCGACAGCAAAACAUUUACAAUAAUAGACAAUGAAUAUUAAACUUAAUUUGAUAUUUAGACAAAAUAGAUGAUCUAAAAAUAAAAAUUAAAUACCCAAAAGAUUUAAAAUAUGGCUAUAAAUAAACAGUAAACUCUAGCAAUUUUUAAUACUUGCAUAUCUUGUAAUCCAUAAGAAUAUCAAAUAUAAUUAUAUAAUCUCAAGACUAAUUAAUUGAUACAAUCCAUAGAAGAAAAUUCAAAUUAUGCAUAACAAUGUUUAUAAAUAGCAUUUUCUGCAGAUAGUAUGAAUUUUGUUACUUUAUACAGAGAUGAUUCAAUUAAAUUGUGGGACGUUAAAACAUAUAAACUUAUUUCUAUGUUUAAACCUAAUAUUGCUUCUAUUAGUAAGUUAAAUCUUUUGAAUUAAAAUUUAUUGGCCUAAGUAAAUCAAGAUAAGAUAAAACUUUGGAAUCUUAAAGCAAUAUAGCAAUAAUAAAUAGAAAUGUCUGGCCAUAAAGAUUAUAUUCAAACAAUAUUAAUUUCAUCUGAUGGAUUACAAUUAGUUUCUCAAUCAUAAUCUUAAAUUAUGAGAUGGGAUUUGCAAUAAUUGAAGUUUAUUGAUGUAUUAAUGAAUAAAUCGGACAAAAUGUCAUCAAUAAAGUAUUCUGAUGACACUCAUUAUUGUGCUGCUAUUGUUUAAGAUGGAUAAAUUGUGGUAUGGAGUUUCAAUACAAAACAUUUGAUUGAAAGAACCUUUCAAAUAUUUUGUGCUAAUUGUAAGGAUUUUUACUUUGAUGUCGAAAAUAAUUAAUUAAUAUCAAAACAUAUAAUUGUUGAAAAAUCUCACAUUAAUUUAAUUUGGAAUUUAGAAAUAGCUUUUUAAUAUUGUAAAUUUCAGAACCAGAUGAAUUUUAUAGAUUCAAAGGAUGUCAUAUUGAUGUCUCCUGACUAAAAAUUUUAUAUAUCCAAAUCUCCAUUAAAAAUUGUGAAGAUUUAAUAAGAAAUUGAAAAUGUUAAUAUAAAUAUAAAUUCUGAAAUAGGGGCAAUAGCAAUAUCUAAAGAUUCCUCUAAAGUGGCUCUUGAAGAUUUCCAAUUUUCUAUCAUAUUAUGGUCGAUAUAAACAAAAUAAUAGCUAGCCAUUUUAAAAGAUGAGACAAGUAGCUAAUUAAAAAUAUUGACAAUGGUAUUUUCAGGAGAUAGCAAAAUAUUAAUCUCAUUUCAUUAGAAUAGAGAAAUAAGACUUUGGGAUGUUAGUGAUAAAUUUACAUUACUUUAAAAAUAUACUUCUAAAACUACCGGAGCUUUAUAGAUUGUUCAUGCUUUUUCUCACAAUAAUGAUGACUUUCUCAUUCUUUGGGUAGAAGUACAACCUCCACGUGCCUACAUUGAUAUUUCUUACGAUCAAUACUACUUAUAUCACAAAGAUUAAUCCAUAAUCCAAUUACAAUCAUAUCCUGUGGAAAAUGAAUUCAUAAGUUAUACUCCUGCUUAUUUUGAUAAUAAGUAGUUAUUAGCAGUCUAAAGUAGAGAUUCACUUCAUAUUUGGGAUCUUAUCUCAAAGUAGGCUCUUGUGAUUCUUGAGGGUAAUUCAUUAACUUCAUCUACUUAGUCCAGCAUUUUGUCCUUUUCAGCAAAUGGAGAAACUCUAUAUGGAUUAGGGAGGGAUCAAAAACUAAGAUGCUGGAAUUUGUAGAGUAAUGUUAAAGUAAUUUUAAAACAGCAAGUACCAGUAAAAGCAUUUUAGAUUAAUGAAGAUACAUAAGUUAUUAAAGUUAUUGGAAAAGAUAAUUUAGUAUAUGAAUAUUUAUUUGAGGAAUUUACAGAAAUUUGCUUUUUUGGAUCUAAAAAUAUCGAAUUUCCUAAUAUUAAUCUAUAAAAAAUAGAACUAUAUAAAAAAGAAUUUUUUGAUUAAGGGAGGAGCUUAAAAUUGAUAGAUAAAAAAACAAACUAAGUAAAAUAUAUAAUUAAUCAAUUUUCAUCACUAAUUACAUGUGUUGCAUUUUCUAAUUGUGGAAAAUUAUUUAUUAUAGGAUUGCAAGAUGGGUCUAUUAAUAUUUAUGAUGCAGGUUCAAGGAUAAUAGAAAAAUAUGGAAAACCAGUUUGCAGUAAAACCUUUGCUAGAAGUCCAAUUUUACAGGCUGAUUGUUGUAGUAUUAAGGGAUCAAAAUUUUCAACAUAAGAAAACGAGAAUCUUGAAUAACUAUUCUUGUAAAAAGGAGCAAAAAAUGAUGAUUGA